UGAACGGCUGCAGCAUAGGCGGUCAAACUCAGCGAAGAACACAGACUCCGCUGCAAGUAAACAUAAGCAGAAGAAAAGCGUCGAUCGAGAAGACGAGAGCUGUGCACCGGAAUACGUGAAUUCUUCAACUAAUACGUCUGUGACAGGGUCUUUGGUAACCCAUAUUAACGAAGAGAUUCAAUGCCUCGAACAAGAAUGCCUUGAUCUCAGAGAGAAGUUUCAGAGUGCAGAGGAUAAGCUUCAGAAGUGUUGUGCCGAACUAGAAUUGAGACAAUUCGAACCACAAGCGUUACCGAUCGCUAAGAUUACAGUAAAUGAGGCGCUGAAGGAUGACAGCAGCAUUAAAUUCCACACUGGCGUCAGGUUGCGGAUCAUGGAUCAGCCGGGGAUUACAGGGUGCAGAGAAAAAAAUCUCUCCGCCGAGAAGAAGGACUUGCACGUGUCUCGACCGAUUUCUUCCCUGCGCAGCAGCCCCGCCCACCCACAAGUCCGUUCUUGCGGAGUGCAGGCGUUCACACGUACCUGCUCCAGGGCCACGCAGACACCCAUCACCUGCAAGCUGCAGUGCUCCGACGAGGCAGCUGUUCCAUUCCGGUCCCGGCACGACGGUGCACGGGAGAGUGAAGAGUACCUCGAGCGCUAUCCGGGGGACAGGUACCCUCUGAAAGAAAGGGGCUACCGGUGCCAGAUCUGCAGUUACUCCACAUAUAAAAUCACUAAUUUUAGAGCACACGGAAGAACUCACACGGUCGAGAAGCCCUUCACAUGCUACAUUUGUAGCACGAGGUUUUCACUCAAGUGCAACUUGGAGAGACACGUCAAGAACAGGCACACGUAGCGGAGGAGUUGCGCGGGAUGAUGAUCUUCGUGGCCCACUCGCAUUUCA
This is a messenger RNA of Ornithodoros turicata, 886 nucleotides long. RefSeq names its product zinc finger protein 782-like. Bases 374 to 838 code for a protein of 154 amino acids. NCBI's taxonomy places the organism in Eukaryota, Metazoa, Arthropoda, Arachnida, Ixodida, Argasidae. The transcript has 4 exons. The record is from RefSeq and is a predicted model, not a curated record.